AUGGAACCACUACGUAAUGAAGGCACAGACUUGCCGUUAUCAUUUAAUACCACUGUGGAAGACAUACUUAAAUAUCAGAAAUCCCAAAUACAAACAUUUCUGCGAGUAAAUCACAUAAAAGUGAGUGGCAACAAGCUGGAACUCGCCCAACGUGUAGUGAAGGCAAUAAAAGAUCGUUCGUGCACUACGCCCAGUCAAAUACCCACACAUCAGUCGUGUCAAACUUCAGAUGUACCUGUACCAGAUAUAAAGGACCUGCAUUCAGGUUGGGCAGGUAAAUCGGACAUGUUUCCCAAAAUUAAAAUUCAAGAUGUGGAGAAUUAUUUGAUUCACAGUAACCACAGGACUGUCGAUGCCAAAAAAAUGCAGUGCUAUAGGCAAUAUAUUAGAGGAUUAAAUUUUUUCAAAGAGGGCUACAUACAUAAGAUUAUGAUGAAUGAGAUAAGUCCUGGCAGCGAGUAUUGCUAUAUACGAUCAAAAUGUUAUCCUUCAAUGAAGCAGGGUGUGUAUGAGCAGUGGAUCCUAAUGACAAAGAAAACCCCUUUUCACGUCCAGAAAGCAAGCUGCACGUGCCCAGCAGGCCUUGGUGAAGGAUGUACCCAUGUUGCCGGACUGUUGUUUGCCCUGGAAGGCCGCCCUGUGGCAGUCGAUGAUGUUCCAUGCACUUCAAAGCCUUGCGAGUGGAAUCGACCCAGCAAAAGAAAGAAAGAUACUAAACCUGUGCAAGACAUGAGUUUCAAGAAGAUCAAAUUAUCUGGAGAAAAUGUAAAGAAAAAAAAGACGGUGAAUUAUAAAGUAGAUAGUAUAAAAUUUAGAAACUCAUUGUGUGCAAAACUUGGAAAUAACUCACGUGCUGCUAUUUUUUACAUUCUUCCCCCAUGUGCUAAUAACAAUAUUGAUGUACAGAGUGACCUCAAUAUUGCUCAUUUUGAAGAAGUAGAGACUAGUGACCACAUUCUUCACCUUUCUGACAAAUACAUUGCUUUACAAAAAACUGUUCAAGAUGAAAAUAUGUCUCAAUCUGACUUUCUUACUUUUAUAUCAACAUGCAGUCAAGAAAUAGUUGAUGAAAUUGAAGUUCGAACUAAAGGGCAACAUAACAAUCCUUUGUGGGUUUCAGCUCGAGUGCAAGCCCUGAUGGUUUAG
Saccostrea cuccullata (small rock oyster) is the source of this 1146-nucleotide messenger RNA. RefSeq lists its product as uncharacterized. NCBI's taxonomy places the organism in Eukaryota, Metazoa, Mollusca, Bivalvia, Ostreida, Ostreidae. Gene Ontology annotation, molecular function: zinc ion binding. The transcript is spliced from 3 exons. The coding region runs from base 1 to 1146 and encodes 381 amino acids. The record is from RefSeq and is a predicted model, not a curated record.